This is a messenger RNA of Morone saxatilis (striped sea-bass), 1469 nucleotides long. RefSeq lists its product as uncharacterized. Gene Ontology annotation, molecular function: calcium ion binding. The record is from RefSeq and is a predicted model, not a curated record. The coding region runs from base 245 to 1012 and encodes 255 amino acids. Lineage: Eukaryota; Metazoa; Chordata; Actinopteri; Moronidae. The transcript is spliced from 4 exons.
UCCUGUUAACCUCAGUACUUUGUGUUUAGUGUUAUGUUUAUAUAGAAACAUUUGGGUAUGUUUGUGUACAUAAAUAGAUGAAUCUGUAGUUUCGCUUUAUUUCUCUUUGUAGCACCGGAUGUUUGGAAUACAAAAAUAACUGACCGUACCAUGCAGAUUUGCUAGUGUGGCUUUAGACUCUACAUUUUGGGACAUUUUAGAUCCAUAGUGUUUGUAUAAAAGGUUUAAUUAUCAGACGUCACACAUGGUUUGUCUGAAACCCUGGUUUAAGGUUUCUAUGGACAAAACCUCCGAGGCCUUCGGGUCCGACAGGCCGCAGUUCGAGAGCUUCCUGGCGGAGAUGGUGCGGUGGCUUUCGGACCGUCAGCAGCAGGUGGACGAGCUGUUCAGCCACAGCGACACAGACAGAAGUGGAUCAGUCAACCUGAAGGAUUUCGAGCUGGGUCUGAUGAACCUGGGCGUCCCCUGUCAGCAGUUUCAGCUCCACGCGCUGACUCAGCAGCUGCAGAACGCCAACGACACCAUCAGUUAUCAAGACCUGAGCCGACAAAUACAGAGACUGAGCGACGGCACAGAGACCAACACUCAGAUAUCAGAGGACAGAUGUUCUCCACAUCAGCCACUGAACCCUGAAAAGGACAGGUUCGUCCGUCUGAGCGUCAGACUGAUCCCCUUCGACUCCGCCGCAGCCCAUCCAGGGAACUUCGAGGUGGUUUUGUCGAGCAGCAGCAGAGUUUUCAGUCUGAUGAGAAUAAUCCGGGACCGGGUCGGGAUCCAGACCUCCAGGCUGGAGGUUUUCCGGAGCAGAGUGCCCACAGAGGAGGCCCGACUGCCCCCGGAGAGCUCGCUGGAGGAGUGUGGCUUUAAAGGAGGGCCAGAGGGAAGUCCUCUAGAGGACACUGUGUACUACGACUACACGCUGCUGUUUACAGACUGUCCGCUCCUCAACUGUGACCAUUACUUCAGGUCAACUGAAGACUCUGCUGCCAGGAGGAGGAGCCCCCGUCCAUAAACAUGUUAGCAUUGUGGUAGCAUUGUGGUUCAGACUGAAAUAUCUCACAUGGAUUUUCAUUUUUAGGAUGAAACUGUAAUAACUUUAGUUUUAACUUCCAUUCUGGCGCCAUCAUGUGGUUACAGUUUUAAUUUGGUCAAACACAUUUGGUUUAUGACCAAAUUCGCUGCUAAACUAAUUAAAUUCCCAUCAGCCUCAGGUGUAUACAUUAGCAUGCUGAAACACUUAACUAAGAUAAUGAACAUGGUAAAGAAUUAUAUCUGCUUAGCAUCAGCAAGGUGAUAGCAUUAGCAUCAGCUUUACUUUAUGCUUUGUGUUGAAAUUGAAGAUGAGAAUGUGGUAAACAUUAGUAUCAACUGUAGUUGUUGAGUUUAGUGUUUUUUUAGUAACUCCAGCUAUCAGAUACAUGUAGUUGAGUAAAUGUAGUAAAGCAGAAGUAUAAAGUAGCAUAAAUAAA